AUGCACUGCUGCGCCGCCGUCGCCACUCUCACUCAACAGCAAGACGGCUUCAAACUUGAAGCCAGCCCUGGCGCCAACUGGGGCCCUUCCUGUGGAUUCCCUUUCGUCUCUCCCGCCCUGUUCGUGGCCCCGGACGACCAAGCCAGCAACGAAUGCUGGGCGAAGAAAGCUGCACUUACAAGAGUCGGGAGUUCUGGGGCCAAAGCUCACGAAAACGCGCCAUCGGAGCGGUCGACUGCUGCGAAACCCGCUCCGAUUGCGGUGGACCUUUGCGCCGGCGAUCUUCUGGCUGCAUCGGGCCAGCGCAAGGCGCGAAGCCUGGCUGCAUCGCCCAGAAGUCGCCCCCGGCCGCGUGGUCCAUUCUCGGCGCGUCUCCGCGGUCAACAGCAGUCUCUGGCGGCUGUCGUCGAGGCUAGCCGCGGUGUGCACGAGAUCGGCGGCGCCACCCUGGACCUCUCGUUCCUGAAAUCUUCAGGGGGAACAAGGCACCGGCUGGGUCUGGGCGAAGCGGACUCUGUUGGCAGAGAGCACGAAUGGGUCCCUCCGCUUUCUCAAAAAACCAGGCAGAACGGGCCGGCGCCUGGCUCUGCGCGGUCCCGCCGGCGCUUUUCGAAGGUAGCCGCGUCCCGGCCGGUUUCGCGCGCGUUUGGUCUGGAUAGGAAGCUGUGGCCGGCGACGCUAUGUGCAAUCCCAAGCAAAACAACCGAGUCGUCCUCGUCUUGCAUCGCGCCGUCCCGUCUCGUGACCUUCGCUCCAAAGCCAUCCUUGUCCUGCCCACUCCCCUUCCCUUUCGCCUCUCCAGCGCUCAUCGCGGCCCCGGACGACCACGGCUUGCUCAAACUCUGGGCCAAGAAGUUCGUCCAACACGAUGCACAAUCCCACUCCCACCAUUCGCAAUUCUCCUCCCCGCCGUUUCUGCCCAUCUUGGACUUGAAUCUCGCAAUAAUUGGCCGUGACGCGCGAUCGCGACAGCAGAUUGACGCAGAACUGGGCUCGAGAAGAGAGGACGACGUCCUCGUUGGGAAACUGGACUUUGGUGGCAAUCCACCGGCUGGAUUCGAGCCGGCAACGCGCCGAGUUUGCCUCGAAACCGGCCGUUUCGCCCCCACAAGGCCUCUGCCACCGCGGGGGAAGACGCAGAGGAGUUAUCUCAACAUGUUUGGCGCGUCCUAUGCGCCUGCGGCGGUAUGCAGCCGCGGUACUCGCUCUAGGCCACCUGACCUCCGAGACUCGAGGGCGCUGCGUCGAGUUUAUGCGUGUUCCGCCUGGAACUCUCAGGGAUAUGAGGCAUGGUCCGCCCCUUCAUUUCCUGAACUUCCUGGGCGGAACGGGCGCGUGGUUGUCCCUGCGCGGCCCGACCGUUGUCUGUUGGGGUUUGUGGUGUUGUGGCCGGUCUGCCGCGUGUUCAAUUGCCGCCGAGACGCUCCAUUCUGGCUUAAAUCUCAGGAGUCGAGCCUGCGUCCGCCAUGCUCGGUCUAG
Molecule: messenger RNA, 1479 nt
Organism: Mycena indigotica
Lineage: Eukaryota; Fungi; Basidiomycota; Agaricomycetes; Agaricales; Mycenaceae
Exons: 6
Coding region: 1-1479 (492 amino acids)
Source: RefSeq, a predicted model, not a curated record